AAAAAAAAAUAGAGUAGACUCGCCAGCCAGGCAGCCACCCUCACCCUGGUCUGGUCUCCUCUCCAAGCGGGCAGCGCUCCUCCAAACUGAACCCUAUCCUAGCACGAGUGCACGUCGGUGGCAGCAGGAGAUGGUGGGGACGGCGGAAGGCGGCGCGGAGAGGGCGGUGCGGCGGUGGGUGGACGCCGCCGGCGGGCGCCUGGUCCUGGACGGCGGGCUGGCCACGGAGCUCGAGGCCAACGGCGCCGACCUCAACGACCCGCUCUGGAGCGCCAAGUGCCUCCUCUCCUCCCCGCACCUCAUCCGCAAGGUCCAUAUGGACUACCUAGAAGCUGGGGCGAACAUUAUAAUCACAGCAUCGUAUCAGGCCACUAUCCAAGGGUUUGAAUCAAAGGGCUUUUCAAAAGAACAAAGUGAAAACUUGUUAACAAAGAGUGUUCAGAUUGCACUGGAAGCCCGUGAGAUGUUCUUGAAGGAACAUUUGGAGAAAUCCACUCCUAUACAGCAUCCUAUUCUGGUUGCAGCAGCUCUAGGGAGUUAUGGGGCUUAUCUUGCUGAUGGCUCUGAGUACAGUGGGGAUUAUGGUGAAGCUGGUACGAAAGAGUUCCUGAAGGACUUUCAUCGGCGGAGGCUUCAGGUUCUUGCUGAAGCAGGCCCGGAUUUGAUUGCUUUUGAAACGAUCCCCAACAAAUUGGAAGCUCAGGCAUAUGUUGAACUCCUUGAGGAAUGUAACAUCAAUAUCCCUUCAUGGCUUUCCUUCAACUCAAAAGAUGGAGUGCAUGUUGUGAGUGGUGAUUCGUUAAUUGAAUGCGCUACUAUUGCUGACAAGUGUGCAAAGGUUGGUGCAGUCGGGAUAAAUUGCACACCUCCAAGAUUUAUUCAUGGACUGAUACUCUCCAUUCGAAAGGUCACAGACAAGCCUAUUCUGAUAUAUCCCAACAGUGGUGAAAGAUAUGAUGGUGAAAAAAAGGAGUGGGUGGAAUCCACUGGUGUGUCAGAUGGUGAUUUUGUUUCGUACGUAAAUGAAUGGUGCAAAGAUGGGGCUGCGCUUAUCGGGGGCUGCUGCAGGACAACUCCAAACACUAUCAGGGCCAUACACAGAACUCUUAACCAAGGCUGCCACAAGCAUCAGUUACCUGUAGCAUAGAUCUGUGCUCCACUCCUGAUGCUCUCCUCCCAGCAGUACCUUGAGCUGUAUCCCCGAGAUUCCUUAACCAGCGCGAACCAAUAUACUGUUGCGUGUUCUCCUGCAAAUGAGAUGUUCUGCACCUAUGUUUGUAAUGUUGUAUUUCUGGGUUUUUAAGCUAUCCAACUUGGAGAUACAACCGGUGAGGAAGCAGCAACAAUAGGUAGUUCUACUUCUGAGUGAGGAAAAACAACUUGCGGCUGAGUUAAUGAAGCUUAGUAGCUACCACCGUUGUAUGACAGUUGCUCAGAGAUGUUAUCUUCAUUAAGUGCUUAUAUUACCGCUAGUUCGCUGUGAAAUUUGUUAAACCAUUAUAUGUAAGUUUUGUUUGACAAGACUGCAUCUCCUGAAACUAAGAUCUUAGUUUCCUGCUAUUUCCC
Zea mays is the source of this 1566-nucleotide messenger RNA. RefSeq names its product Homocysteine S-methyltransferase 3 (gene HMT-3). NCBI's taxonomy places the organism in Eukaryota, Viridiplantae, Streptophyta, Magnoliopsida, Poales, Poaceae. Gene Ontology annotation, molecular function: S-adenosylmethionine-homocysteine S-methyltransferase activity; zinc ion binding. The transcript is spliced from 7 exons. The record is from RefSeq and is marked provisional. The coding region runs from base 131 to 1147 and encodes 338 amino acids. Gene Ontology annotation, biological process: S-methylmethionine cycle.